Messenger RNA from Teleopsis dalmanni, 630 nucleotides. Its product is annotated as putative nuclease HARBI1. The coding region runs from base 1 to 630 and encodes 209 amino acids. The transcript is spliced from 2 exons. The record is from RefSeq and is a predicted model, not a curated record. Lineage: Eukaryota; Metazoa; Arthropoda; Insecta; Diptera; Diopsidae.
AUGGCUAUAAUUAUUUCGCAACGUGCAACGUUAUGGAACACAAAAUAUAAAAUGCCAUUUGCAAUAGGAGCAAUUGAUUGUACACAUUUCAAAAUAAAAAAACCUUUGAAUAAUUCUGAUGAAUACAUUUGUGGAAAAGGGUUUUAUUCAAUAAAUGUGCAAGCAACAUGCAAUGCUAACGAAUUAUUUACAAGUGUCGAUGUUUCUUGGCCUGGUUCUGUGCAUGAUUCUCGAAUUUUAAAAAAUAGUUCGGUGCACAAUGUAAUUAAAAGCAAUGAUGUAGAAGCAUAUUUACUUGGCGAUGAAGGAUACGGUAUUGCGCCAUGGUUAAUGACACCCUUUAAAAAUCCAUCAAAUCCCAUUGAAGCCUUAUAUAAUUCCGCAAUAACAAAGGAAAGAACUAUCAUUGAACGUUGCUUUGGUCAAUUAAAGCAGAGUGGUUUUGUUCUGCAUAAUAUAGCAAAACAUCUUAAUGAUAUAUACCAGUAUUCAACAGAUUUAGAUAGUAACAUCGAAAAUGUAGUGUUUUCUUCAGAUGAAACCAGCGGAGUUACUUGCAACCAGAUUCGAGAAAACGGCAAACGAAAAUGGUUACCAAUUGCCAACAUGUUAUCAGAUAACAGUAAUUAG